Molecule: messenger RNA, 1056 nt
Organism: Leguminivora glycinivorella
Lineage: Eukaryota; Metazoa; Arthropoda; Insecta; Lepidoptera; Tortricidae
Exons: 3
Coding region: 150-998 (282 amino acids)
Source: RefSeq, a predicted model, not a curated record
CAUUCCAAUCCAAAAAUACUUCACUUGAUUGAAUUUCGAAAGACCGCUCAUAAAAUACAAAUCAAAUAAGAACAGUGACUUGCGUAACAAUAUUUGAUUUGCUCCGAACUUCUAUCACACUUUAUUCUGAACUACGCACCGCAAAGAUCAUGCUCGCACUAACGUUUGUACUAGCGGCGAGCUCGCUCGUCAGCGCGCGAGACUACCGGCUCCGAGCGCCGCCGAGCGUGUCCCACUCCAUCGUGAACCUCGGCAAGAUGGAGUUCAACGUCUACAUGAAUCCUAAAACUGGAGUUCCAGAGUUUCUAAAUCCCGAGUACGAAGCGAUACACGAUACUAAACCCAUGCACACUAUUCGAUCAGAACCCGCAGAGUGUCCUUGCCAGCAGAGUCGUAUUCGAGGCAGAACCCAAGAUGUGCACAGCCCACACGACAUGCUCAGCAAAAUUCUAAUGAACAACGACCUGUUCUCAUUCAAAGACAACAUGAACUCGCCCCUCUGUUGUUCGUCACUUGAGCAAAUCCAAGAGGAAUUCUUUGUCGAAAUUAACCCCAAAGUAGGACCACAACCUCUUCCCCUACGCCAGGGUAUGCCACUCAUCCCACACGGAGCACCAAUAAUACAGAGUAUCCCGCCAAUGCCAGUCAUACCAUUUGAUAAGGCCUACCCAAAAUCGAUGCAAUAUCUGCCAAUGAUAUUUGAUACCCUUUACCCAAACAAAGGUCCGCUAAGACCUAAUUCUAAGACGCUUGAAAUUAUUCUGCUCCCAACGAGAAAACCAACAACCAAAGCAGCACCAAAGAAAAUACAAAAACCAACAGAAACAGAGAUUCAAAUAGUUGGAGACAAGAAGACAACUAUGGUGUAUGACUUAAUAGCAGCAAAUUCUUCCGUGAAGAAGGAUCUAAAGCAAGAAAUCGGGGAGCACUUGAAGAACAUGGAUGCCGUGGUUGAUACUGAUAAAACUACUAGUGCUAUCCAAAGCAACACACUUUAAAUUUAAAAUGUUGCUAAAACGUUUGAUUUUUAUUAAAUUAUAUUACUUUGAAAGUAAA